AUGGCGGGUUUGGGCACCUCCAACGAAGCUUUCUCGAGGUGGUCAUGGACUCCCCGGAGAGAUGGAUCCCCUGUGGGAUCGACAGGUGACGGAGCGAGCGUGGCGUCAACGAGACGGAUGCACGUGCAGCUGGUGGACUGCGUCCCUGGUUUACGCGGCCUUCGCGAAAGGGUGCUGCUAAAGAGUCAGGACGUUUUGGCAGACGCUCAUUUGGAGAUCCAGGAUGACCGGAAUCCAAGCCAGCCAUGCUUGAUUUCUCGCAGGCUUUUGACUGUUUUUUGUAGAUUUGAUCCUUUGAGAAGAAAUUCAAAGCUGGAGGUGUCUGACCACUUAUCCAUGUCACCUUGUGACACGUCGCCACGACAUGUCCUUCGGUGCACCGUCGCAUGUGCCCGGGUUCGCAUGUUCGGAACGCCGACACGGGCGGCCAGGGACGAAGUGGUCCCAUCGCCGUUCCCGAAGUUUCGCAGCGAGUUGGGCCGUCGAUAA
Durusdinium trenchii is the source of this 489-nucleotide messenger RNA. Lineage: Eukaryota; Dinophyceae; Suessiales; Symbiodiniaceae. The record is from the annotation of a GenBank genome assembly.